ACGCCGCAGAAGCCCCGACGGCGCUAGCCGCGCUACGCUACGCUACGCUACGCACCGCGUUUCUCCGCUUCAGCGGUUCGCCUCUGCGCCGCAAGCUCCUAGAGAUGGCGGCGAAGUCUGGAUACACACGCCGGCUCCCGCUCACCGGGGAGACCGCUCCUCCACCUCCCAGCGCCGUCCUCUAUGUGGCCAACUGCGGGCCCGCGGUGGGAGUGACCGACGCCGACGUCCGCUCGACAUUCGGCGCCUUCGGGGAGGUCGCAGGAGUCCAGGCUGCCGACGACAGCGGCGCCCGCAUCAUCGUCCGGUUCCACGAGCCCGCCGCCGCGGAGGCCGCCAUGGCUGCGCUCCACGGGCGCCCCUGCGACCUCCUUGCGGGUCGCGUGCUGCACAUAAGGUACUCGGUGCCCGUGAAGCCAAAGGCUCGUCCUGGGGGCUCUGUACCGGUGGCUCACGCGGCAUCGGAGCUCGGAAUCCCCGGGAUUUACAUGGUUCAGGAGUUCGUGACUGCCGCUGAGGAACAGGAGUUACUUUCAGCUGUGGAUAGCAAGACGUGGAAAAGACUGGCGAAAAGACGAGUUCAGCAUUACGGUUAUGAGUUUCUGUACGAAACAAGGAAUGUUGAUUCGAAGCAGUUCUUGGGUGAACUGCCUACUUUUGUUUCAACUGUCCUUGAGAAGAUUGCUUCUUUUCCUGGUGUGAAGGACUGCGCCACCAGAUUAGUUGAUCAAUUGACCGUAAAUGAAUAUCCUUGUGGUGUAGGUUUGUCUCCACAUAUAGACACACACUCAGCAUUUGAGGAAAUGAUUUUUAGCCUUUCUUUGGCUGGAACUUGCAUCAUGGAGUUCAGAAAAUAUACUAAAGGCACUUGGCGUGCUCCAAGUGUGGUCGAUGGAGUUGAUGAAGAUAGCAGUCAAGAGCCAGAAUGCAUAAGGAAAGCCAUUUUCCUACCUCCUCGGUCAAUGCUAUUGAUGUCAGGAGAAGGUCGUUAUGCCUGGCAUCACUAUAUACCACAUCAUAAAAUCGAUGCCGUGGGUGGUCAAGUCAUCAAAAGGAAUUCAAGGCGAGUUUCUUUCACUUUCCGAAAGGUGAGGAUGGGGCCUUGUGAUUGCGAAUACAAGCAAUUUUGUGAUGCUCAUAGCAAGAGAUGUUAAGCUGAGAAGGCUGAUAUUUUCAAAACUACCUGCUGCUACAACCAUUGGCAAGUCUCAUAACAUAAUAACAAUCUGUCGGUAUUUUGUCUCGCACAAUCAAAAUGGUCAAGGAGCCCACCGAUCAAACUCAUAUCAAUUUACAGAUGUGUCAUCUGACGUGUGUGCAAAUGAAUAGAUAGAGAAAUGUAGGGAAUAGCCAGAUGUAACUUUUGAACCUUGUAUUCAUCUCGUUGAGAUUGAGAAUUGCUUGAACGAGCCUGUAGUUUGUCAUUAUUUUUUCCUGAUAUCUCGAAACAACAAAGUUCUAUUUAUAAUAUGAUGAAAAAAAUGACACCAUUGUUUU
Zea mays is the source of this 1497-nucleotide messenger RNA. RefSeq names its product nucleic acid binding protein. The record is from RefSeq and is marked provisional. NCBI's taxonomy places the organism in Eukaryota, Viridiplantae, Streptophyta, Magnoliopsida, Poales, Poaceae. Gene Ontology annotation, molecular function: demethylase activity; oxidoreductase activity; RNA binding. Gene Ontology annotation, biological process: demethylation.